AUGCUGCAAAACUUGUGGAAGGCCAGGCAACUCAAGUUGGACGGCGAUCCCGGAUACUGCCUGGCGAAGAGGGUGCGAAACCAGGUGUACUACGAUACCCCCACCGAUCUGCUCGCCAAAGGAGCCGGGAAUCAAUGCACUGCCGCCGAGUGCAUGGUCGCUGCUUUGAAAGUGUUCUCGGGGAAGGGAAACAAAGGCAUACCGACCGAGAUCGUGCGCGCCAUGUGCAUGUAUUAGUGUCACCUCCUGGCUGCUGUUGCUAGUGCGUGCGAGUGGCUUGUGGCGGCAUUAUUUAGCGUGUUAGAAACUUGUGGGGCGGGGGGUUAUGUGGAGACGACUCACCCGCCCGUGCACCACGCAGCAGAUGCUCGUGGUUGGGACUAGAAUUCAGUCGGCAGUUCUUUUCGUUUAGAGGGUUGUUGGGGGCGUUUUGAACGGACGGACGCCGUGUUGUUUCAAAUGUUGAAAUGCAUCGUCAUUUUUUGGGUUGCGAAGCAUAACGACGGUGUGUGGGGGGGGGUGGGGGGGGUGGGGGGGGGGGCGUCCUUUAGAACUAUACAAGUAUAAUGUUUUAGCUGCUGGUUUGCACGACUGAAAUGCACCCUUUGUUUUCGAGUCCCAUCAUCAAUUGUGCCGCUGCCUUCAAGAUAGAUCUGAAUGCACCUUUAUUUUAUCCGAAACAUCUCGGAGGGGGAAGGGACCCUUUCGAAAGAUAGACCACAACGAGGUGGGAGGGAUAUGCCCACCCGUUUGUAUUUUUGGAACACGGCUACCAACCCCUCCUUGUACGUAUCGAUUGAGCACAUAUAUGUGCGGUUUUUUCUGCCCACCGCGUUUUUUUUUUUCGUUGAAGAGGUGGAAGGGUGAUCCUCCCUCCCUCACGUAUGUUUUUUCACACGACUACCGAUCCUUCCUUGCACGUAUCGAUGGAGCACACAGAGGUGGGCGUGUUUUCUGCCCGCCGAGACAGUUUUUUUUUUUACGGUGAAACACAACGAGAAAGGAGGGAGGUUCUCUGCCCCCCACA
This is a messenger RNA of Ectocarpus sp. CCAP 1310/34, 1027 nucleotides long. The record is from the annotation of a GenBank genome assembly. NCBI's taxonomy places the organism in Eukaryota, Phaeophyceae, Ectocarpales, Ectocarpaceae.